AUACAACCAUAAAUUAAGCGUUUAUUUUGAAAAGAAAGUAACUCACAUAUCUAUACAAGAUAUUGCUAUUUAAUUAUGUCCAAACAAACGAAUGAUGUGCAGUAUUUGCGAUGUUUAAAGUGUCUCAAGACCAUCAAGUGCUCACGUUAUGAUACUGGAUGCCUGGUGCGUCAUGUGCAGAAUCAUCAUCCGGAGAUCAUUGAGAAUGCCAGUGACAAAGUGAGAAAUCUGCACAAACUGGCGGCGGAGCAUGGCAUUAGUGAGGAGCGUCUCUCGGAGAUUAGCAAGAUGACGGGCAUGUCGGAGGCGGAAAUGGCAGACGAAGCAGAGCGUUAUCUCGCCAAGCGUAAACAUCAAAGCGGCAGUCAACCUUCUAAAAGUGCGAGCCCCAGAGUUCAAGAGAAUUGGCAGGAGCCGAAGAUAAACGACUCCAAGGACAUAAAUAAACGUCAAUAUUAUCGCAGUUCCAUUGAACGUUGGAUGCCCACCGAUGGCUGCAUUUAUUGUCCCAGUUGUGGCUGCAAUCGUCGUCCUUUGUUAAAGAGCAGUUCCGAGUUCUAUUCCAGCACCGGUUGCUCGGCUGCCUGUGUCGCAAAUUGUUGGCCUUUUUGCUUUUUGCCCUGUUUAAACUCGGCCGACAAUCGCGAAUAUUUGCACUGUGCCAAUUGCAAGAGUUUUUUAGGUAUCUACGAUCGUGAAAACAAUUGCAUUCGACCCAAUCGUGAAUUUGUGCCACCCAAAUAAAUCAUUUGAAUACAUGUACCGUA
Messenger RNA from Drosophila innubila, 767 nucleotides. RefSeq lists its product as uncharacterized. The coding region runs from base 76 to 744 and encodes 222 amino acids. The record is from RefSeq and is a predicted model, not a curated record. The transcript has 2 exons. NCBI's taxonomy places the organism in Eukaryota, Metazoa, Arthropoda, Insecta, Diptera, Drosophilidae.